AUGCGCCAUCGCGCUGUAAGGAGGGGCGUCCUAUCCAAUAUCUUAUUUUCACAGAACAGUCGCUAUUCACUGUUCGUACGGGAGGUUGUUGAGAUAGGCCAGUCUUUCAUUUACGAACUCACGAUGGACAAGAGGCUAUUUAACGUAGUUCAUCUCGGACUGGGGUUCAUGUUCGUCUUCACAGCCUUCCAGACACUAGGAAAUAUUGAGGCUUCCUGGUUCCCUUCUGGAGUUCUGGGCUACGAAGCAGUACUCCAGCUGCCCCCUUCUCGUCCGGCUUGUUGA
This is a messenger RNA of Nezara viridula (southern green stink bug), 285 nucleotides long. The record is from the annotation of a GenBank genome assembly. NCBI's taxonomy places the organism in Eukaryota, Metazoa, Arthropoda, Insecta, Hemiptera, Pentatomidae.